Messenger RNA from Anopheles funestus (African malaria mosquito), 2205 nucleotides. It is a transcript of the gene CCT3, whose product is annotated as T-complex protein 1 subunit gamma. The record is from RefSeq and is a predicted model, not a curated record. Gene Ontology annotation, molecular function: ATP binding; ATP hydrolysis activity; ATP-dependent protein folding chaperone. The transcript is spliced from 3 exons. Bases 93 to 1739 code for a protein of 548 amino acids. Gene Ontology annotation, biological process: protein folding. Gene Ontology annotation, cellular component: chaperonin-containing T-complex. Lineage: Eukaryota; Metazoa; Arthropoda; Insecta; Diptera; Culicidae.
AUUUUGACAUUUGUUUCGUCGAUCGCCUUGUAGCAGCAUCUCACUUUGUGGAAAUAACGUGAUUUCGGUACGGCCAAUUUCCAACAGCAAAAAUGUACGCCCCACAACAGCCUAUUCUGAUUCUCAGCAAAAAUACGAAGCGAGAGAGCGGCCGAAAGGUGCAGUUGGAGAACAUCAAUGCCGGCAAAACCAUAGCUGAUCUUAUCCGCACAUGCCUGGGCCCGCAAGCCAUGAUGAAGAUGUUGAUGGACCCGAUGGGAGGCAUCGUGAUGACAAACGACGGUAAUGCUAUCCUGCGUGAAAUCACCGUGCAACAUCCGGCCGCUAAGAGCAUGAUCGAAAUCGCUCGCACGCAGGACGAAGAGGUUGGUGACGGUACCACGUCCGUGAUUGUGCUGGCCGGUGAAAUGCUGUCGGUUGCCGAACAGUUUCUCCAACAGCAGAUUCACCCGACGGUCAUCAUUCGGGCGUAUCGGGAGGCGCUCGAGGACAUGGUACGCAUCCUGCAGGACGAGGUCAGCAUUGAGCUGGACCGCACCGACAAGAAAAAGCUGUCGGACGUUGUAAAGUCUUGCGUUGGCACAAAGUUCGUCGGGCGCUGGUCAGAUUUGGCAGUGCGUAUUGCACUCGAUGCCGUCGAGACGGUGACACUCACGGAGAACGGUCGUACGGAGAUCGAUAUCAAAAAGUAUGCCAAGGUGGAGAAAAUCCCUGGCGGAUCGAUCGAUGAUUCGUGCGUGCUGCGCGGAAUUAUGCUGAACAAGGAUGUAACACAUCCGAAGAUGCGUCGGUAUAUCGAGAAGCCGCGUAUCGUUCUGUUGGACUGUCCACUCGAGUACAAGAAGGGCGAAAGCCAGACGAACGUGGAGAUUGUGGGCGAUCAAGACUUUACGAAGCUGCUACAGAUCGAGGAGGAGCACGUGGCCAGACUGUGCGAGGAGAUUAUUGCUGUGAAGCCGGACGUAGUGUUCACGGAGAAGGGAGUUUCCGAUCUUGCACAACACUUCCUGAUGAAGGCAGGCAUCACUGCUAUCCGUCGGCUGCGCAAAACGGACAAUAAUCGGCUGGCGCGCGCUUGUGGUGCUACGAUCGUGAACCGCACGGAGGAACUGACAGAGAAGGAUGUCGGCACCGGGGCCGGAUUGUUCGAGAUCAAGAAGAUGGGCGACGAGUACUUCUGCUUCGUGACGGAGUGUGAGGAUCCGAAGGCGUGCACGAUUCUGCUUCGCGGUGCUUCUAAGGAUGUGCUAAACGAGACGGAGCGCAAUCUACAGGACGCGCUGCAUGUCGCACGUAAUCUUAUGCUCGAUCCAAAGCUGCUGCCCGGCGGCGGUGCAGUCGAGAUGGCCGUCUCGCAGGCCCUGACGAACAAACAGAUCCAGGGACCGUACCGAGCCGUGGCUCAGGCACUGGAAAUCAUCCCCCGGACGCUAACACAAAACUGUGGUGCAAACACGAUCCGCACACUGACUGCACUGCGGGCAAAACACGCAUCACACCCGGCCACCGAUGGACCAUGCACCUGGGGCAUUGACGGUGAGACUGGUCAGCUUGUUGACAUGAAGGAGAAGAACAUCUGGGAACCGUUGUCCGUGAAGCUGCAGGUGUACAAGACGGCCGUUGAGACGGCAAUUCUGUUGCUGCGCAUCGAUGACAUCGUGUCCGGAUCGAAGAAGAAGAGCGACGAUGGUUCUGGCCCAUCGCCAGCCGCUGCAGCUGCCGGCAUGGGAGGAGAGUAAACAGCGUGGACUUCGUGGUUUCGUGGCCACUAUAAUAAUGUUCCACGCCCUUAAUUUCCUUCGCAAGCCUUUUUAUAGUAUUGAGCGAUGUGGAUCUACGCUACGCGGGCAAUUGUUGGCGGUGUUUUGCUUGAUUCUAAACGUUCCCGUACUAUAUAACUUACACGUUCCAGGUCCGUGGCCUGAUGCAUUUUUUGUCCAUGCCUAACAUUUAACACACAAACAUCUAUCGCACACAUACAGCGCUCGCCCGUUCAUUUUGUUCGUUCGUGUUAGCUCGUCACCUUCAUCCUUUUCCUGAUUCGUCUUUAUAUUACCAUUGUUUGCCUAACUAGUGCGAUCGCGAUCGAUGGUGGCGAUCGGAGGGGAUUCUCACAAACAUUUGAAUAUGUAUCCUUUGAGGAAAAUCAUUCGAUCGCGAACGACGUAGCACGACGUGAAAUAAACCAUUCAUUAAAAAAUACCG